AUGGCAUCUGCAGUAUUACAGUCUGUGGUGCCAACGCCAACUCCCUCACCUCCAACCAGUCUGACUCCCGUGAGCGUUGCUUCGCCAGCCACCUCUGUCAAUGAGCUAGGUAGCUUGGAAGAGGAAUUCGACACAAUAAACCAUCUACUUCAGACAAGAGCACAGGGACGACUUGGUCAUGAGCCUAUUGUCGCCUAUCCGUCAUCUGGCACCAACUACGUCUAUUAUAGCCCCCAACAGCUUAAUACCUUUGUCGAAGCAGCAGCAGUUCAUUAUGCCAGGUCCAUUCCCCAGCGACGUUCGUCCGAAGACCCGGUUCAGGUGGUCGGCUUGUUGGGCCCCUCGGAUUUUGAGUACUUGAUUACAUUGCUCGCUCUUUCAAGACUAGGACAUACGGUGCUCCUGCUAUCCACUCGCAUUGCCGAAGAUGCCUACGUCAGCCUCGGCGAAAACACUAAGGCCUCAUAUCUUGUCGCCCACACCACCUUCCUCGCCAUGGGUGAUAAAGUGGCACAAAGAACUGGCAUCAGCCUUCAGCCAUUACUGAGCCGUGUGGACUAUGACAACACUACCACAGGUACAGUGGCGCUGCCAUCAGCUCAACUGAAUGGGAAAAUUGAGAAUAAGCAUGUUUGUUGGAUCAUCCACUCCAGUGGCUCAACAGGACACCCCAAACCCAUAUACCAGACGCAUGCCGGUGCUCUCAAGAACUACGCCAAUAACUUCGGCUUGUGCGGGUUCAUCACCCUGCCCCUAUUCCACGCUCAUGGAAUUAGUUGCUUGUUCCGCGCAGUCCACUCACAGAAGCUCAUAUAUCUUUACAACGCCGAGCUUCCCUUGACCGCCACUCAUCUUCUCACAACCCUCCAAGAGCACCAAGAAAUCCAAGUUCUUUACGCCGUCCCAUACGCUCUGAAGCUGUUGUCAGAGUCACCUGAGGGUCUUCAGGUGAUGUCUCGGUUAGAACUGGUGAUGUUUGGCGGUUCGGCUUGUCCGAAGCCUAUCGGUGACAAGCUGGUACAGAAUGGAGUCCGCCUUGUGUCCCAUUACGGUACCACCGAGACGGGCCAGUUGAUGACCUCCUUCCGCGAACGUGAUGACCUGGACUGGGACUUUGUCCGACCUGGUCCAAGCCUACUGCCAUAUGUUCGUUGGGAGGAGCAGAUGCCUGGCAUUUACGAACUUUGUGUCCUGGAAGGCUGGCCGUCCAAAGUAGCCAGCAACCGACCGGACAAUUCAUAUGCUACGAAAGACCUCUUCGAGAAACAUCCAACAACUCCUAACGCCUGGAGGUACUACGCCCGUCUGGACGACACACUGGUGUUGGAAAAUGGCGAAAAGGCCAAUCCCCUUGUGAUCGAGGGUGUUGCCCGCAACGACCCCAACGUAGCCGAGGCCAUUGCGUUCGGAGCAAAUAAGCCUCGUCUGGGUCUAUUCUUGAUACCCGCGGAAAGUUCUCCUUGUAAAACCGCAGAGGAGCUCAUCGAGGCCGUGUACCCUGCCAUUGAGCGGUGCAAUGCAGAGUCCCCGGCCUACGCCUACAUCUCGCGGGACAUGGUCAAGGUGCUGCCACCGGACGCAGAAUUUCGAAAAACGGACAAGGGCACAGUCAUUCGCUCAGCCUUUUACCGAGACUAUCAAGAUCAGAUCGACGAAAUUUACGAUACUGAGAAUGCCACAGGGGACCAGGUUCUUGAAGGGGCCGACCUUCUCGGAUUUCUUCGGGAGCAGCUACUCGCAGUCGCACCGUCUAUCGAUUCUUCCGUACUUGAGGAUCAAACCGACUUGUUCAGCUUGGGCGUAGACAGUCUGCAGUCCAUCCGACUACGCAGCGCUAUCAUGAGAAUGCUCGAUCUUAGGCAACAGAAGUUAUCUCAAAACUUUGUAUUCGAGAAUCCUUCCCUGAAGGCCAUGGCCGAUGAAAUCACUCGUUUGCGUCUGGGCCAAGAGCUCAAGGCUGAGAUUCCAGUUGAAGCACGCAUGCAAAGCUUAAUCGAGAAAUACAGUACUGACUUCAAGGUUCACAUUCCUGUUCCGCGGGAAGACGAGGCCGAACAUGUUGUUGUGACGGGGGCCACAGGCUCGCUGGGCGCGCAUGUCAUUGCUCAGCUAGCCGAACGCGAGAAUGUCCACACUAUCUACUGCUUAGUCCGUGCCGAAUCUCGCUACUCGGCCCUAAAGCGAGUUCGUCAGUCACUACGAACGCGGGGACUGUCUCUUACUCAAGCUCAUGCCGCUGAUCACAAGAUAGUCGUUCUGCCUUCAAACCUCUCAGACCCAACUCUAGGUCUUGAUGGAGCGACUUAUGAGCAGUUGGUGCAAUCCGUAACGGCUGUCAUGCACUGCGCAUGGUCUGUCAAUUUCAACUGGUCCCUGGAAAGCUUUGAGGCGAGCUGCAUAGCAGGCACUCGGCACUUAUUGGAUCUCUGCCUUAAUGUGCGCAGCCCCAAACCGGCGCGCUUCUCAUUCUGCUCAUCCGUAAGCACUGUGGCCCGAACUCCGGGCAAUUGGGUUCCAGAAGCCCUGCCCGAAUCGCUCUCUUACGCACAGGGAAUGGGUUACGCUCAGUCUAAGCUCGUCACAGAGCAUAUCGUCAACCGUGCAGCUCAGUCAACGGGGAUGACGGCUCGCGUUUUGCGAUCGGGGCAAAUCAUCGCGGACUCUGUUCAUGGCAUCUGGAAUGCCACGGAAGCCAUCCCCUUGAUCUUCCAAAGUGCGGAAACAAUCGGAGCUCUCCCACAAUUGGAUGAUAUUCUCUCGUGGACACCCGUGGAUGUAUUGGCAGCAAGUGUUAUUGACUUGACUCUUGCGCCGGUGGCAGGUGAUGUACUCAAUGUCACUAAUCCGAAUCUCAAUCACUGGGGGCUAGACCUCCUUCCACUCCUCCGCCAGGCUGGUUUGAAGUUUGAAACACUGUCUCCCCGCGACUGGGUCCAUCGUCUUCGGCAAUCAAAUCCAGAUCCCAGCAUCAAUCCACCUAUCAAGUUGGUGGAGUUCUUCGCCAGCAAGUACGACAAGGAGAAGCCUAGCCGGGUUCUUCUCUACGACACCAAGAGAGCUCAAGCGGCUGCUCCGGCGUUGCGUCAGGCCAGAGGGCUUACCGUCGAGCUAGUCGAUCGAUUUCUGUCAUAUUUCCGCACCCAAUGGGCGAAGGCGAGUCCAGAAACACCCCGGGAGGUUGUUGUGCUGACUGGUCCUUGCGGCUGCGGCAAGAGCACUGCCGCCCAGGCUGUGGCGCAACGGUUCAAUAUCCCCGUUAUCGAGGGCGACGACCUGCAUUCCCCAGCGGCGCGUGCCAAGAUGGCAAACGGGACUCCUCUAGAGGACCAGGAUCGGUGGAAUUGGUUAGCACAUAUUCGCGGUGCAGUCAUGGAUCGGUUGCAGCACUCGACCGCGCCCGCCGUGGCAGUGACCUGUUCUGCAUUGCGCACGGCUUACCGCGAUGAGCUGCGACGCCUUUCGGAAUUGUUUGAUUUCCCUGUCAAUGUUACAUUCGUGCUUCUUUCGAUCCGUGACGGGGAGCAACUCAAGGAGCGAGUAGCCGCUCGUUCGGAGGUAGAAGCACACUACAUGCGAGCUACAAUGGUGGACUCUCAGCUUAACACAUUGGAGAGCCCGGGUCCAUCAGAAAGCGAUGUGAUUGUCCAAGACUCGAGUCGCUCGAAGGAGAAGAUGAUUGAGGAUGUUGAGAAGACUGUUGAGGGAAUUCUUUCUGCAUAA
Molecule: messenger RNA, 3720 nt
Organism: Aspergillus aculeatus ATCC 16872
Lineage: Eukaryota; Fungi; Ascomycota; Eurotiomycetes; Eurotiales; Aspergillaceae
Exons: 2
Coding region: 1-3720 (1239 amino acids)
Biological process (GO): carbohydrate metabolic process
Molecular function (GO): phosphopantetheine binding; kinase activity
Source: RefSeq, a predicted model, not a curated record